Messenger RNA from Hyalella azteca, 1822 nucleotides. RefSeq lists its product as uncharacterized. The record is from RefSeq and is a predicted model, not a curated record. The transcript has 3 exons. Bases 27 to 998 code for a protein of 323 amino acids. NCBI's taxonomy places the organism in Eukaryota, Metazoa, Arthropoda, Malacostraca, Amphipoda, Hyalellidae.
CAUGGCGAACUGACAAGCUGCAGGCAAUGGCAGCCGCUCUGCUGCUGCUGCUGGGGUGCGCGUGCCUGACGCACGAAGCGGCCAGCCAGCGCGUCCCAGACCCCAAUGACCUCCUCAUGAACGACCUCCUCCCUUACGCUGUAACCAAGCGAGACUUGGAAUCUAAUCAGUUCGUGCCAGCCUACCGACGUCUCGGUGAACCUUCAUGUGAGGAAUUAAGGGCAAUGUGGCGUUUAGGCAAAAGGGAAGCUCGCCGCGCGACUUCCACGAACCAUCUGCCACGCGCUCUGCCCUACCGCUAUGGCAGGAUCAGGGCCUUUGCCCCUCCCGCAACCUACGGCCUACGGGCUCAUAGUUUCGGGGCUAUGAAGUUCGAUGACCGUCAUCGUCAUGGGUACAGACUCCCCCAAACUGGGGCUUUCAACAACCUUAGGUCCAUGGUUGGUGGUCGACGGAUCGGAGCCAUGAGCGAACUACGCGACGCGGUCGCCAAGGAGAGAACCGCGGCACCCGAGGAUACGCCGCGUGGGCAGUACGACAACUUGAGAGGCAUCCUAAUGAAGGAGUACGACGAGGCCCAACAACAGCAACAACAGCAGCCGGUGGCUUUGAGUUUGCGUGCACGGGAUGAUGGAUCUCAGAUAUCCAGUCGUAGGGAUCCCUUGAUGCCCCUGAGGGAGCCGCGGUACCAAGAGAAAGGAUUCACAGGAUUGCUUUUGGCCGGUGACCCCAGGCUGUCCGCGGAAGGGAACAACCGGCAACUGUGGACUCCGUCGCUGGACACAAUUCCGUACGAUGCUAGGGACUGCGCGUUGGUGCGCAUGCGCGGCUGCCACAGCGACAGCGAGUGCGCCUGCGCGGGCCAGUUCCUGUGCUCCGACUUCCGCUGCGUAGUCCUGCCGCAGGGUUCAGUUGACCAGUUCGGCAUUUGGUACCAUGGAGCGCUGCCCCCUGCACUGCUGAGAGACUGGCCUGUGCCGCCUGAGGGACUCGACUGAACUUACUGAUAAGUCCACCUUCUACUGAACCGGUCGCCCCCUUUACUGAAUUCUACCUUCUACUGAACCGGUCGCCCUCUUUACUGAACUCUACUCUCUGCUGAACCGGUCGCCUCCUUUACUGAAUUCUACCUUCUACUGAAUUAGUCACUCCUCUCUACUGAAAAUUAGACGUUUUAUUCCAUGUCAAAAGUGAACAUUUGCCUAUUAAUAACAUUAUUUAUAUGCAACAGUUGAAAUAUGGUAAUAACCAGCCAAUUGGGCACAACCUAGGUCAUAGUAUGAGAACUUUGUAAACUGGACACCAAGAAGGAACAUUGUAUGACUCAAACAUUUUCCUCAAAAUAUUAUUCAUAUUUAACUUAUGUUGGCCAGAUAAUAAAGAUGAAACCCCAACAUUGUUGUGUUCAAAAAGUUGCGUACAACAUGCAAGUGCUCGUCAUACAUUACGUGUAUGGUGACCGUAUACAUGCAUGCUUCGUUGGGCUCAACUACAUUCUAAUGUAUUCAGUUUUUGCUGCAUUAAUUAUUCUGCUGCAUUCAGUAUUCUACUGUAUCUAGUAUCCUACUUUAUUCAGUAUUAUACUGUAUUCAGGAUUAUUCUGCAUCCAGUAUCCUACAGUGUUUAGUAUCCUAAAGAAGCGCAUUUAAUAUGGCACUUAAAAAUGUUAUCGUUCAGCGACAUGAAAGUUUUCCUGAUAAAAUUAAAUUUUAGCUUUUAGAUUGAAAAUUUUUGGCCGCAAUCUUUAUUUCCAUUUGCGUGCGGCAAAAAUAGAAUCACUUCAUCUCUUGAGAGUAUUUUUAUUACUGUUAAUCUAUAUUUA